AUGGCCUCCAACAACCCUACCCAGAUCUUCGCCGACGACGUGCAAGAAGAAAAGGGCGAGAAUGCACGUCUCUCUGCCUUCGUGGGUGCCAUCGCGGUGGGCGACCUGGUCAAAUCCACCCUCGGCCCCAAGGGCAUGGACAAGAUACUGCAGAGUGCCAGUACGGGCCAAAUCAUGGUGACGAACGACGGUGCCACCAUCCUGAAGGCCAUCGCUCUGGACAAUGCCGCAGCCAAAGUUCUGGUGAACAUUUCCAAGGUGCAAGAUGACGAGGUUGGAGAUGGCACCACAUCUGUCACAGUCCUUGCCGCAGAAUUACUACGAGAAGCCGAGCAGCUCGUCAACAAACACAUCCACCCUCAGACCAUCAUUGAGGGCUACCGAUUAGCAUCGCAGGCGGCGUUACAAGCGCUGGAAAGAGCUGCAGUCGACAACAGCAAAGACCCACAAGCCUUCCGCCGAGACCUACAAGCCAUUGCUCGCACCACCCUUUCCUCCAAGGUCCUCAGCCAAGACCGAGAUAAGUUUGCCCGGCUGGCAUGCGAAGCUGUCCUACGGCUCAGGGGAUCGAUAGAUCUGAAUCACAUCCAAAUCAUCAAAAAGGCCGGCGGGAAAUUGAGUGACAGUUACCUGGAUGAGGGGUUCAUUUUGGACAAACGCGCGGGUGUCAAUCAACCCAAAAGACUGGAGAAUGCUAAAAUCCUCGUGGCCAAUACCGCCAUGGACACCGACAAGGUCAAGAUCUGGGCAUCGCGUAUGAAAGUCGGCUCGCCCAAGGAGCUAGCAGAGCUGGAGAAGGCGGAACGGGAGAAGAUGCGGCAGAAGGUCGAACGCAUCAAGGCUCACGGAAUCAACUGCUUCAUCAACCGGCAACUCAUCUACAACUGGCCCGAGCAGCUCUUCACCGAGGCAGGCAUCAUGAGCAUCGAGCACGCCGACUUCGACGGCAUCGAGCGUCUGGCCCUCGUGACCGGAGGCGAGAUCGCAUCGACAUUCGACCACCCGGAUCAGGUCCAGCUGGGCCACUGCGAUCUAAUCGAGGAAGUCAUCAUUGGCGAGGACACGCUGAUCAAGUUCUCCGGCGUGGCUGCGGGCGAGGCAUGCACCAUCGUGCUACGCGGCGCCACGGAACAACUGCUUGACGAGGCCGAGCGGUCCUUGCACGACGCCCUGGCCGUUCUCUCGCAGACGGUCAAAGAACCGCGCGUCACGCUCGGCGGCGGCUGCGCCGAGAUGGUGAUGGCCAAGGCUGUCGACUCGCUCGCCCAGAAGGUCGGCGGCAAGAAGCGGAUUGCGAUUGAUUCGUUCGCCACCGCCCUGAGACAGCUACCCACCAUCUUGGCCGACAAUGCCGGCUUGGACUCGUCCGCGCUCGUCUCGGAGCUGCGCAGCGAGGUCUACCGAGGCAUGACCACCAGUGGCCUCGAUCUAUUGACUCCCGGCGGUGGCAUCGCCGACAUGCGCGAGCUCGGCGUCAUCGAGAGCUACAAGCUGAAGAAAGCCGUCGUUAGUUCUGCCAGCGAGGCCGCCGAACUGUUGUUGAGAGUUGACAACAUCAUUCGUGCCGCGCCCCGGAGACGCGAGCGCAUGUAA
Messenger RNA from Capronia epimyces CBS 606.96, 1593 nucleotides. Its product is annotated as T-complex protein 1 subunit beta. NCBI's taxonomy places the organism in Eukaryota, Fungi, Ascomycota, Eurotiomycetes, Chaetothyriales, Herpotrichiellaceae. Gene Ontology annotation, molecular function: ATP hydrolysis activity; ATP binding; ATP-dependent protein folding chaperone. Gene Ontology annotation, biological process: protein folding. Gene Ontology annotation, cellular component: cytosol; chaperonin-containing T-complex. The transcript has a single exon. Bases 1 to 1593 code for a protein of 530 amino acids. The record is from RefSeq and is a predicted model, not a curated record.